This is a messenger RNA of Closterium sp. NIES-65, 2688 nucleotides long. The record is from the annotation of a GenBank genome assembly. Lineage: Eukaryota; Viridiplantae; Streptophyta; Zygnematophyceae; Desmidiales; Closteriaceae.
AUGUUCAAGUCCCCCAGUCUCUAUCCCAAAUCACCUGCAUUCAUUCCGUUUGGCGCCAACGAUGACGAGCUGGAGAAGCGGAAGAUUAGGGAGGAGCGUCAGGCAGCUCAGCGUGCCAUUGUCACGGACCCCCUUUUCACGAAAACUUCUGGUCAAUUCGAUGAGGGCGGUGCAAGCGGCUUGCUCCUGUACAAUCUCCCCGUGUUCAACGGGUGCGAGAUCAUGUUCGAUUCGGAGGCCAUCAUCGUCGACCCUUCACGCACGCAGCCGGAGGAGCAGGGGAAGGAAUACGUGGAUAUCUCCUUUGCAUCUCGCGAAGUGGAGCUCCUAUUGAGCGCGGAUGACCCUGAGAGCUGGGAGAUCACUCCGUCCAUCUCUGCUCUCUACGAGCUGGCUGAAGAUAACCGCUGGAAGGCAGCUGUUGGUGCCUGUGCCAAGGACUCCUCUCAUGACAUGGAUGGGAAUGCCGUUAGGAGCGCAGAGGGAUUUAAAGCGUUUGAUGUGGGAGAUGAACCAGUGGGUGGGGUGGGGGGAGGGUUUCCGUUUGGUGAUGAUAAUGACGAUGGAUCUGUGGUCGAUUUUGGUGGUGGGGAUGACGGGUGGAAUGAUGAUAGGUGUGGGUUCGCUGGCCCGCCGUUUGCUGGUGAUGGUACUCCUGGGAUGAUCCCAGCUGGGGAUUCUGAUGGGGAGAACGGAUAUUCGGAUGUUGAUGAUGGAAUGGACGCUGCGGAUUGGCUGGCAGCUGGCAUGGGCAUGACGAGGCUCAAGGGGAGCAACGCGUGGGCUGGCCCUAAGCACUGGCACUUUGUUAAGUCCAAGGAGGAGGUACCUGCAGCAGCUCCAGAGGCGAAGGGGAGGAAGAAAAGGACAGCAAAGUCGGAGCUUAUUGACUUCUCGGACCCUCAAAUCGACGAGUCCUUGUUUCAGGCCCCUAAAGCGCUGAAGGAAAUUCAGCUGACGAAGGCUGGUCGCAAGGUGGUCAAUACCUUGCUUCCGAAGGACUACCAUUAUGAUGGACGCAAGUUGGCUACGGUUUUUAUAAGCUCGGAUUGGAGCUUCUUGGCUCGGAAGGCCAGGGGGCGUGGUGGCGCGAAGCAGGGGUUUGAGGAUGGAGGAGGUGGAGAUGGGUUUGCAGCAGUUGACGGUGGUGACGAUGGGUUUGGGAAUGACUGGGGAGGGGAUGAGUGUGCUGAUCCGUUUGACUAUGGGGAUGAUUUUGAUGGGCAAGGGGAUUCUGCAGAGGUCAAACCAGCAGAUGAUUUCAUGGAGGAUCUGGUUCCAAUGCCAAAGAAGGCACAAAAGAUUGAUGUCAACUAUGCGAGACAGUCAAAGCAGGUGGAUGUGAAGAUUCUGAAAGACACGAUCUGGGUGGAGCUACAACGUCACCAUGGCUAUGAGAAGGAGGAGCAGCAGGACGAAGGGGAAUUUUCCUCAGGCCCGAUCAGCUUUGAUCGAGUGCUGCAUAAUUUCCCGGCCAACUGCAGAGCAGCUGCGCUGAGCGACAUUUCAGUGCAUCUUCUUUUUUUCUUCUUUUUCUUUGUCAUUUAUUCAAAACUAAUCGCCUUACAUUCCUACUCCGACCUCCUUCCCCUCCUCCCCUCCUUCCCUGUCCCUCUUCCCCCCUCCCCCCACUUCCCCCCUUCCCCCCUCCCUUCCUCUCUUUCCGCCACAGCUGCGGCCAGAGCUCCCCCGGACCUCCCCGCGCGCUCCUCCCCCUGGGGCAUCUUCUCCCUCUUCUCCUCCCCCGCAUCUCCGCCAACGCCCCUAUCUGGGCAAGGGCCCAGGUCCGCGGGAGCUCCCCUUGGGUCAGCAGCUGGGGGAGCUCCCCGCCCCCCCCUGCUGUACCGCAUGCGAGGAGCGUUCAGUUUCCUGCUCGCGCUCAACCUCGUGCUGGGAGGUACGUUCUGGGCGUUUCCCUUCCCCCUCCUUCCCCGUUCCCUUUCCCCCGUCCCCCUACCCCCACACGCCCCCCCCUGCUGUACUGCCAUGCGCGGGGCGUUUGGGUUCCUGCUCGCGCUCAACCUCGUGCUGGGAGGUACGUGGUGGGUUGGGUACCCCCUUCCCCCUUUCUCCCCCUUAUCCACCUCCCGCUCGGCCUUUCUUGCUGUACCGCAUGCGGGGAGCGUUCAGUUUCCUGCUCGCCCUCAACCUCGUGCUGGGAGGUACGUGCCCCUUCUCCUUCCCCCUUUCACCCUUAAAUCCCUCCUUCUGGGUUGUCUGCAGUUCCCCGCCCCCUCCCCGCCCUCUGCUGUACCGCAUGCGGGGGGCGUUCAGUUUCCUGCUCGCCCUCAACCUCGUGCUGGGAGGUACGUGUUUUGGUUGGUUCCCCCUUCCCUUCCUCCCCUCUCCCUAUUCCCUUUCUCCUCCCCUUGUACCUUUCCUGACUUCCUUGCUGCCGCCUGCCUGGGGGGGGGUAUGUUUUCAUGCCGGAUGCAAGGGGGAGGCACGUCCCCAUGCCUUCCCCUCUCUCUCUCUCCCUCCGUCCUUAUCCAUCUCCUGGCCCUUCCUACACCAGGCUACAUGCUGUUUAGAGGAAAGGCCUUGCUGAAAGAUGCAGCACGAAUGCCCGACACAGCCGAAUUAGACGCUCUCAUCUGCCCAAUUGUCCCCUCCACAUCCCUUCUCCCUCACUCUUUCUCUCCCUGCCCUUCGUCCACUACCCGCUACACCAGGCUACAUGUUGUUUAG